Molecule: messenger RNA, 3885 nt
Organism: Labrus bergylta (ballan wrasse)
Lineage: Eukaryota; Metazoa; Chordata; Actinopteri; Labriformes; Labridae
Gene: pla2g3
Product: phospholipase A2 group III
Biological process (GO): phospholipid metabolic process; arachidonate secretion
Molecular function (GO): A2-type glycerophospholipase activity
Source: RefSeq, a predicted model, not a curated record
UUGCAUGUUGCGUUUAUUUUAGCUCCCCACCCGCACGCCUCCCGCCUCUUUUUUCUCAUUUAAAGCCGACCUGGAGCUUGAAAAUCGGUCUCAAAGUCCUCAAAGAGUGGAGCAAUAACUACUUUCCGACUGUAGCUUUAGCUUUAGCUUUUCAUUCAUUAUUUCUCGCUGUUCCUGACGCGCCACCAUGACGCACAUCGCUCCUCUUCUCACGCUGCUUUUCACAUCAUCAGUCGUGCGAUGGGCGGCUGCAGAAGCGUCGAUCCUCUGCCCCUGGACUAGGGUUUUACCCAGCGAACAGGUGCACUACACUUUUGUCCGGAGGGACCCCCGGCAGGCCUCUCCAUCUCCGCGGCUCUACCACAGCGCCUGGUCCGGACGCACUCUGCUCAGCUGCGCCUGGAGCGAGCACGCAGGGGUGGUGCAGAACUAUCUCUCUCUGUGCCAGGAGCGCACGCACGAGUUUGUCGAUCACUCAGAUGACAAUUUUAAUACGGACUUCAUGUUCGAGGCAGGGGACAUGUGCGUGUCUGUGGAUUCAACUGAUGCCGGAGGGCGCGCUGGGAAGAGGUCAGUGAGGAGCGUGGGUGGUUCAUCAUCUGAGAAACACGAAGGUCGAGCUGAGAGGUCAGAGGUCAGGAGCCGUGUGAAACGUGGAUUUAUUGUGCCAGGGACCCUCUGGUGUGGCUCAGGAAACAAAGCUCCAUCAUUUGAUGACCUGGGUGUUUUUUCAGACACAGACAGCUGCUGCCGAGAACACGACCAGUGCAAAGACACGAUCCUGUCCUUCCACUCACAGUUUGGUGUCUUUAACAGCAACAUCUUCACCAUGUCUCACUGUGACUGUGACAACAAGUUUCGCAGAUGUCUGAUGGAGGCCAAUGACAGCAUAGCUGAUGUGGUGGGUUAUACUUUCUUUAACCUGCUGAAGAUGCACUGCUUCGAGUUCUCCCACAGACUCCAGUGUACACAGAGAAACUGGUUUGGCAUGUGUAAAGAAAUGAAACUGGCUCUGUAUGCGGAUGUCCAUCCACCGUCACUGUACGAGUCUGAAAAUCAGACUGCAGUCAGCAUGAACAGCUCCAUCAUAAACACCACCGUACCCAGAGAACUCCUGGAGAGCAGCAAGUCAGACCCCAAGCUUCACUCCAUCACUGCUGCUGCAGCAUCCACACCUACGCCCUCGACCAGCUCCACCUCUGCCUCCAUCACACCUGUCACCCAUGGCAACGCCACAGCUGUAACAAAAACACCCACAGGAUCCAAACCAGACAGGCUCGAAAACACUCUACCCACUAAAAACUGGACUCUGCCUCACCUGGAUGCCGAUAUCACAGAGAGGCAGACGUCGUGUGCUGUGUACAAAGAUCUGGACUGUUGCAGGAACAAGAUCCUCCCCCGGCAGAAGAGAUUUGGACUUCACAACCUGGAGACCAGGACGCUGUACCAUUGCAACUGUACCAGCAGAUUAUUCCAGACUUUGGCUAAACAGAGAAAACUGACCCAAGUGCAGACUCUCCUUCUGGGAAAUGUGUCUAAGUCCUGCUUCCUGACACAGGACUGCACAGCAGACAACAUCUGUACAGCAGUUCCGGUGCAAGCACAGCUUCCUCAGCCGGAUAAGAGGUUCGGUACAGACAUGGAGGAGCAGCGCCAUCUGCAGGCCGUCACCCAGAAGGUCAGACGGCUAAACAGCAGGCGAGGGAAGAGAAAAGACAGAGCAGUGAGGCUGCACAGACUGUGCCUCAAGAUGAGCCGAGCCAAACACAGCAAGAUGCUCAUCAGCAGGAUGUGAGCAGGGAGAACUUGUGUAAAUGUUAAUAUUAUAUAAAGAGUUUAAGGGUUCAAUGUUCUAAUGUGAUAAAUAAGACAUUAUACGAUAAGCAGCAGCAGAUUAAAUCAUCCUAAUAUUGUGAAAUAAUACAUUUUAUUAUUUUUUAGGUCAUUUUUCCUGCUAAAGGUUUUACUUAGUAUAAAACUGAGAACACUUAAUCUCUAUUAACUUAUUUCCAAACAAGCUGAUGACAUAGAAAACAGAAGAAAUAAGAUUGUAGAAAAGCUGGAAUCAAAUUAAAGUUUCCUGCAAAGAAGGAGGAUGAAUCAUUUGGUAAAGACCAGCACAUUCAUCAUCUUUAUUGUCUGCAGAGUAUCCAUACUAUGAACUAUUUUAUGUCUUAUUUAUUUAACAUUGAACACAUUGUAGUAUUUUGUGUACAUAUUUGAACAUCAGGGAUGUUGUGAAUCUAAAUUGUGACCAAAUUAUGGAAAAAUAGACAACAAAAGUAUACAACUGUACCUGCAAAACAUCAGCUAAGCUUGAUUUGGCAUUGAGAGCACUUGAACUGAAUCUUGAAUACUGACGUUAGUAUUUAUCUCAAAGCAUAACUUUGCCUAAGAACAAUUUCAGCUGCUAGCUUGUUCUGCUAUAAAUCAAAAUGUCUUCCAUGAAAAGGAUUUGAUACUAGUGUCUCUCUUUCCUCGUUACAAAGCGAGGACAUUUUACCGACCUUUGACUAAACCUUUUCAAACGUUUAGUCUGUAUAGGCACAGUGGUGAGCGUUCAACACUCAGUGUGGUUGUAAAUAUUUGUAGUAUGAGUUGAAGAAGAUUUAGAAAAUGACUCAGCAAUUUUGUAUGUAAAUAUUUGUACAUAAAAAGUUUGUUGGAAUAUUCCAUUUAUGACGUGAGAAAGACAUGUAUGACUGAUGGACUUAUAAAGGAAUAGAUUGAUAUUUUUGUAAAUGUGCUUAACAUGAAGCUAAAGCUGAGGGCUAAUCUUAAAUUAAGCAAACACCAGUUUGAGGGGGAAAACUAGGCUGACGUUAUCCAAAGAUAACAAAAAGCACAGAUAGCAGUUAUCGCAAAAGGAGGAACAAUGAAGUCUUAUUUUAGUUUAAUUUCUUUAAAUAAAGACGUGCGUGCACUAAUGUAAUGUACUAAUGUACUAAUAUGAGCAAAAUUGGUGCGUGAAAAAGAAAAUAUGCCUCCAAAACAAAACAAAACAAAGAACAUAUCCAUGGCACCUCCCGGGCUCCGUAGUUCAGAGCGAUAGUUGUUAUUAACCAACUUUGUAAAGAGCUAAACUAGCUCCUAUCCUCUUAAUGUUUCAGUAGCGGGAACCUUUAGGUCGUUAAUGCUAGAUAAUUCAUGAAAGCUGAAAACACACACAAAAAUAAAAAAAUACAGAUCCAUUUUUAAACAAUACAACAUAAAAUAUCUACGCUACAGUUUCUGGUAGUAGGAUUUUGUCAAGUUUAGCCAUAGCUAGCCUAGCAGUUUUCCAAUUGUUUCCAGUCUUUAUGUUAAGCUAAGCUUUUAAUUUUUCGUAAUUGCACAUCUUUCAGCCUGAGAAAGUGAAUAAAAUGUCUCCUAAAAGGUGAAACUUUUUAAUGUAAAUGAGCCAAACUCGCACCUUAUCGCAAUAUUUGAAGCUAACUUUUAUUUUUUUACUUUGCAAAGAGCCAAACUAGCUCCUAUUGCCUUAACCAGCUUGUUUAUGGUUAGAUUAAUCCAUGAAAGCACCCUAUAACACACAGACAAAUAGAAAAAUUACAAAUUACAAAUCAAUUGUUAACCAAUUAACGCACAGAUAAAAUGUCUACUAGGCCUUUAUAGUUUCUGGUGGUAGGAUUUUGUCAACUGUAGCCAAAGCUAGCCUAGCAGUUCAGUCUUUAUGCUAAACUAUGCUAGGAUAAUUGAUAAUUUCACAUUUUUAGAGCUGAGAAAGUGAAUAAAAUGUCAACCAAAAUGUUUUCCUGUUUAAUGAAUAUGUUAUGAACACUUGCCUUUAAAACUGCAAAUGUUACCUGUUUAAUAAUUUAUUGUUUUCUGCUGUUUUUGUUUUUGUUUUUGUCAACCCAGUAAAAGUUUCAAACCUUUGACAAA